This is a messenger RNA of Spodoptera litura, 1445 nucleotides long. RefSeq lists its product as uncharacterized. The record is from RefSeq and is a predicted model, not a curated record. NCBI's taxonomy places the organism in Eukaryota, Metazoa, Arthropoda, Insecta, Lepidoptera, Noctuidae.
CAUGGCGGUGGGCCUAAAUUAAUUUUCCGAUUCGGUUUGAUUUUGAAAACCAACCUUAUUCACUCCUACAAUAAAAGAACUUAAAAUCUUAAUUUGAAAACAUCUGUCAAAUUCACUUCGGGCACGGAUUGAUCUUUGAGAUUGACAACGUCAGUCAACCAACACAUCAAAAAAAAGCAAUAAAAAUGGACAAGAAUACUUAAAUCACUUAAAAAUCAUGUCUAAAACAAACAUGUAAUUCCAUAAGCAACAGUCUUAUGUAAAUCUCCCAACGGCUAGCUAUCACCAUGGGGAAAUAUUUGGGAAUGGAUCACCCAACCGCCAGCUUCCCCUAUACAAUACCUAAGAGGCUGAAUGCUCUAAGCAGGCCACGAAAAGGUUUCAUUGAAGCCUCGGAUGGACCUGGCUACACACAAUCUGGGAUCAGAAAAUCCGCCUUAAAUGGACAACCUUCCGAUAGAAUUAAUGAUAUCGCAUGGCCAUGGCUCAGGCGUUUGAUGCUAGUCAAAAAGAUGUACAGAAACAAAUUCGAUCAAGAACGUCUGGAAAAACUUGACCGAAUGAUUGAGGCGAGUAAUGCGACCCUCUACUCAAAGUUAGCCAACUGUACCGUAGACCUAAAGAAGCCGCAGGAAGGUAAAGAAAUAAAGAAGAAAAAAGGAUGGUCUGAGAGUGAUUGGAAGAAACACGUGGAUUAUCUUGCAAUGGUUGCUGCACCUAAAAGAGAGUUCCCACCACCGCCUGUAAAGCGUGGCAAGUCCGUGCCCCUUGAAGCCCUGUUGCCAAGGAUCAAAGAGAUAUCGUCUCCGGCUGAUUUCAAAUGCUACAGGAGACAGUCGAAGGAAGUGUGGUACAAGGAUCCAAUUAAGGUACAACCCGCUGCCCUGAAGUACCAAAUCACAGAUCGAACUAAGAAGCUAGCCGCUCCGAGGAGUUUACAUGAUGGCUGAAAAGCAUCACUAGUGAAUACCUACUGUCAUUUUCAUCAACCUACCGUAUCAAUCGUACACGUGUGAAUACUGCUAAAGUGAAGUGAAGUUAUUGACUAGGAACGAAGCAUCUGUAUAACUUGUCUAUCCAUAACCAAACCAAACAAUAUUCUCAUAGAUAAACAUGCUUCAAACUACAAAAGCAUUUAAUUUUUGUUAGCAUGCUACGGAAAUCGGAUUUGACGAAGCUAGUCUUCAUAAACAUCAAUGUUUUCACGUUGAAGAUAAGUCGAAAAUAAAGACUAUUCAGUACACACCAAAGUAAUCUGGUAGGCUAAUUGGUUUUCUACCCAAUUUCGACAUGUCUAAAGUUGAUAUUUACAAAGCAGCUCCAGCCUUCGUUAGAUCUUCGCAGGCUUGGUCUGAAUAUAAUUAGUAUACUAAGUAGAAGUUGUGUGAGAUCAAUAUAUAUUUUAAGACGAAAGUUUUUUAAGAACAGUUCUGUUGUUUUAUUUG